Messenger RNA from Aspergillus mulundensis, 1401 nucleotides. RefSeq lists its product as uncharacterized. The record is from RefSeq and is a predicted model, not a curated record. Bases 1 to 1401 code for a protein of 466 amino acids. Gene Ontology annotation, biological process: transmembrane transport. Gene Ontology annotation, molecular function: transmembrane transporter activity. Lineage: Eukaryota; Fungi; Ascomycota; Eurotiomycetes; Eurotiales; Aspergillaceae. The transcript is spliced from 3 exons.
AUGAUACACUGGCGCGUUCUUGCAGCUGUCGGGGCGAUGAACUGGGGUGGUUACUUUAGUAUGACCCCUCCAGGGCCGCUGCGAACGCAUACUAAUACUCAAUGCCCAAGUCUACGACAUCCCGGCAUCGCUUUCGACCCCUUUAUCAAAGCAUCUAUCGCUCUCGGACCACCAGUUCGCCUACCUGAUCUCACUGCUCUACACCGUCUACGCCGUUCCCAAUACCGUUCUUCCCUUCCUCUCAGGACCGGCGGUGCAACGGUUCGGGGAAAGAACAGUGCUUGUAGUCAUCACGUCCAGCAUAAUACUCGGACAAUUGCUAUUCGCACUUGCUGUCCAGACCAAAUUCGAGUUUGGGAUGGUCUGAUUACCCUCGUUUCUAGAAGCGCACCGGGCAACGCUAAUAGCUUUCGCGCCGAUCAUAGAGAUAAAAGCCUCUCUUUGGCGCUAGCGCUCAAUCUAGGAGCGGGAAGACUAGGCAGUGUUGCGAACUCGAUCAUUAUUCCCCGGGUGGUCGAGCCGUACGGCGUCGCACCGGCUACCUGGAUCGCAACAGCGCUGUCUCUUGGUGUCGCUAUUGCAGGUGCUCUGUACCUUCUGACCAUCACCAAACCUGAAGUCGAUGGAGCGCGGAAUGAAGAUGAUGACUGCACGAAUUCCGCUCCGCUGUCAUUCCGUCAAUUCUCGCCCGUGUACUGGCAGCUAGCCCUAAUCUGCCUUUUGAGCUACGGCUGCCUCAACACAUUCACCAACUCCGCACAGCGCUUUUUAGCCGUGCGUUACUACCACGGGGACCAGCGCUCUGCUGGCUCAGCGAUGAGCAUCGUAUUCAUCCUCUCCGGUAUCCUCGUACCGGUAUUCGGGUUCCUGCUCGACAGCCUCUCAUCUAAAAACUACCCUCUCGUCUUAAUAACCAGCAACAUCCUCCUGAUGCUUGUACAUGCGAUCUUCAUAACCGGUGCGGGCACCAAUCCAAUCCUCCCGCUAUGUCUCCUCGGUAACGCCGACGCACUCUUCAGCGUCUGCUUUUGGGCCAGCGUCGUGCGAUGCCUCCUUCCUCCCAGGACGGAUCUGCACGCCUACACACCUCCUUUGAAAGCUGAGGACAGCCCCAGUGAACACGAAUACGAGCCUAUCCUGUCCAGACCUGCCACAGACGCUCCCGACUCGGAGGAAGAUGGAGGGGGAUUAGGGGCAGAGACCCUCGGCAUCCCCUCGAGUGAUGCAUCUCGCACACUAGGCUUGGGCAUCAUGUCUAGCCUGCUGAAUACCAGCACGGCAGUUGUGCCUAUCCCUCUGGCUGUGAUGGAGAAUCUGGCGGGCUUGGCGGGGUUAGAGACUGUGUUUUUGACGCUGGCCUUCGCGGGGUUUUUGGCGGCCGUGAGGUUGGCGUGGAUAUGA